Neoarius graeffei (lesser salmon catfish) is the source of this 2287-nucleotide messenger RNA. It is a transcript of the gene chst15a, whose product is annotated as carbohydrate (N-acetylgalactosamine 4-sulfate 6-O) sulfotransferase 15. Gene Ontology annotation, biological process: hexose biosynthetic process. The transcript has 9 exons. Gene Ontology annotation, molecular function: N-acetylgalactosamine 4-sulfate 6-O-sulfotransferase activity. The coding region runs from base 476 to 2050 and encodes 524 amino acids. The record is from RefSeq and is a predicted model, not a curated record. Lineage: Eukaryota; Metazoa; Chordata; Actinopteri; Siluriformes; Ariidae.
UUCUUGCCAUGUAAAGUCUCCAAUACGGCUUUCGGAUGUUCUGGAAGUUGUUUAUAUCGGAGCCUGUUAAUCAGAUUCGCUUGAAUGCAGCUGUUUAUUUUUCAUUUUUCUGGGUAAACAGGGUGCUGUGAUGAAGUACCAGAAAGGGGAGGAGUUGUAGAUAAAGGAGGCGGAGUUUUACAGUCUGAUUGCUGCUUUAAGGAAAGUUGGGCUGUAGUGUUCAGUGUUCAGUGUUUAGUGUUCAGUGUUUAGUGUUCAGUGUUGAUUGCGGCUCUUUGCUGGUUCGAGUCUCUUGCUGUUGAUGUUUCUCUCCAAACAUGAGGCGCCCUGUAAUUCCUGAGAUGACGUGCGAGAGCUGCUACUCGCAGCGUCACUCAUCAUUCCUCAUGGAAGCAGCAGCAGGUUCACGUCUCCUCCUCUUCCUCCUCUUCCUCUCUCUCCUGUUCGUGUGUGUGUGAGCUGGAGCGCGACCGUCAUGGCUCACACACACCACAGCUACAGUCUCCUCAACACAGUGGUUGAGGAGCAUCGCAAGAGGAUGCUGCCCCUGCAGCAGAACUCUGCGGCGAGUGUGUUGUCCCUCAUGGAGGUCCCCAGAGAGGUGCUGCACACACUCGGGCCCCUCUCCUGGCUCCGACGCCCCAAAAUCUACAGCUUCAUCUUCGGCCUCACCGUCCUCUUCCUCAUCAUGGCCUCGUACGUGCUGAGCAGCGAGAGGAAAACCUUUCUCAUCAACUCGUCUCCGUAUCACACCGUAAACCACGGGACGCUCUUCUUUAACCUCUCCUCCACGAAAGACUCCGCCCACAUCGCUCAGGUGAUGCACCGGAUCCUCUCGAACCUGGAAUUUAUUCCCAGGAAGUUACCGGAUUCGGGAAUGCUGCUCCACAGCGAGCCACAUAUGUUCUCAGUGAUCCCCCGCCGCUUCCUGCCAGAUGUGAAGAAUCCAUGCUGGUAUGAGCAGCUGUCAAUGAACGCCAGCGUGAACCCGUACGAGAGGAACCUGUACGCUCUGUACUCGCGCCAGUCCCGCCUCACCUUCCACAUCCUGAGGAAAAACUUCUGGAAACAUCUGUUACGCCAGGACAGGAAGCUGUACCGGAUACGCUGCCUGCCGUACUUCUACAUCAUUGGGCAGCCAAAGUGCGGCACCACGGACCUGUUCGAGCGUCUCCGGCUGCACCCGGGCAUCCGGGUCAGCGCGCUUAAAGAACCACACUGGUGGACUCGCAAGAGAUUCGGUAUAAUCCGUCCCAGUGAUGGACUCCACGCUCGCUAUCCGGUGGAGGAUUAUCUGGAUCUCUUUGAUCUUCCAGCACAUCACAUUCAGUAUCAGAUGUUGGCCAACAGGACUGCAGGAGUCCAUCACGCCGACAUUAUCAUUGGUGAAGCCAGCGCCUCCACCAUGUGGGACAACAACGCUUGGUCCUAUCUCUAUGGCAACACCUCAGAGGUGGAGCCUCCCUUCCUCAUCCAGGACUUUAUCCACGCCCUUCAGCCUGAGGCCCGCUUCAUCACCAUCCUGAGGGAACCUGUCGAAAGGUUAUACUCGGACUAUCUGUACUUUGGCAUUGCCAAUAAAUCGGCAGAGGAUUUCCAUGAGAAGGUUUGGGAAUCGCUGCAGCUGUUUGAUGCGUGUCUGCAGGAGGUCAGCCUCAGAGCGUGUGUUUACAACAACACCCUGAACAAUGCCAUGCCUGUGCGUCUGCAUGUAGGUGUGUAUGUGGUGUACGUGCUGGACUGGCUGUCGGUGUUUCGUCGUGAUCAGCUGUUGGUGUUGAGGCUGGAGGAUCACGCAGCAGACAAGAGAGUGUCCAUGAACAGAGUGUUCCGUUUCCUCCAGCUGGGUCCUCUCUCCGAGCAGAAGGAGGUGGAGAUUACGGAGCGUCCAGCAUCGAACACUCGCAGGUUGGCUGAUAAGAACCUGGGCCCGAUGCUGCCUCUCACACGCCGCAUCCUCACAGGGUUCUACUCUCCCUUCAACAGGAAACUGGCCAACGUGCUGCACGACAACGCCUUCCUGUGGGACAAGCACUCAAAACACACUUAACACACACACACUUAACAUACACACAUAGACACACACACACCAAAACCAGUCGUGCACUAUCACUAAUCCCUGAGAGACUAACCCUGAUGGGAAAUCAGCAUGUAAAUAAAAUUAUUUUCUUAAAUUAUGGGAUUUCAGUCAAACAUAAAGCACAUGGCCUUCAUAUCAACUUUUUAAAGAACGGGAUGAUUUUUAUAUCUAUUAUGUCUGUAAAUAAAGUACAGUAGAGGGAUAAAA